AUGGGAUAUUCCAAUAUUGGUUUAGUUGUUUGUUUCAUUACCUUUGCUGUAAUUCCCUUCAUAUCUGAAGCUCAAAAUACUCCCCAAGAUUAUGUUAAUGCUCACAAUGAAGCUCGUAGACAAGUUGGUGUUGGGCCUAUGACAUGGGACAAUAGGCUAGCGACCUUUGCCCAAAAUUAUGCUAAUCAAAGAGCUGGGGACUGCAGGAUGCAGCAUUCAGGUGGUCCUUACGGCGAAAACCUAGCCUCCGCAUUUCCCCAGCUCAAUGCGGCUGGUGCCGUGCAGCAGUGGGUCAAUGAGAGGCAAUGGUACAAUUAUAAUUCGAAUACUUGUCAAGCUGGUAGAGUAUGUGGACACUAUACUCAAGUGGUAUGGCGUAACUCGGUACGUGUUGGUUGUGCUAGGGUCAGGUGCAACAACGGGUGGUAUUUUAUAACUUGCAAUUAUGAUCCACGUGGUAAUAUGAGCGGUCAACGUCCAUUCCUUGUUGAAGAGCAACCAGACUUUGAUUCCAACUUAGAACUUCCAACUGAUGUCUCAAUAAAUUAAGCUUCA
This is a messenger RNA of Solanum stenotomum, 555 nucleotides long. RefSeq names its product basic form of pathogenesis-related protein 1-like. The coding region runs from base 1 to 549 and encodes 182 amino acids. Lineage: Eukaryota; Viridiplantae; Streptophyta; Magnoliopsida; Solanales; Solanaceae. The record is from RefSeq and is a predicted model, not a curated record. The transcript has a single exon. Gene Ontology annotation, cellular component: extracellular region.